This is a messenger RNA of Nothobranchius furzeri (turquoise killifish), 689 nucleotides long. RefSeq names its product zinc finger protein 22. Lineage: Eukaryota; Metazoa; Chordata; Actinopteri; Cyprinodontiformes; Nothobranchiidae. Gene Ontology annotation, biological process: regulation of transcription by RNA polymerase II. The record is from RefSeq and is a predicted model, not a curated record. Gene Ontology annotation, molecular function: RNA polymerase II cis-regulatory region sequence-specific DNA binding; DNA-binding transcription factor activity, RNA polymerase II-specific.
UACCAUGAAAAUAAUGCUGCAUUUUUCCAAACCCUUGACAGUCUAGGACUUGUGAGAGGACAUUUCCACCUGCAGACUAACAUCUUCCCAGAAACGAGGUGAUUCCUGGAUAGAGGAGUGGAGUGAGACUAAUAGGCAAAUGACGUCACUGGAAAAGAACCCAACCUGCAUAGAAGAUGAGAAAGUUCAGGAGGAGCUGAGCAUCAGACCUUUGGAUCAACCUACCAAGAAGAAGAUGCUGCACAGCUGUGACCAGUGUGGAAAGUGCUUUGGUUUUCCAUCAGAGUUAAAAUGUCACCAGCGUGUCCAUACUGGAGAAAAGCCUUUUCCAUGUGACCAGUGUGGAAAAGCUUUUACUCAGUUAGGGAACCUGAAUAAACACCAGCGGAUCCACACAGGAGAAAAGCCCUUUACCUGUGACCAGUGUGGAAAAGCUUUUACUCAGUUAGGGAACCUGAAAAAACACCAGCUGAUCCACACAGGAGAAAAGCCAUUUACCUGUGACCAGUGUGGAAAAUGUUUUACUCUCUCUGGGAAUCUGAAAAGACAUCAGCACAUCCACAAAAGACAGAAGAAGUAACGUGUGUGACCAAUACAAGGAGUUAUUCUGGCAUAUUCACUUUGUGACCAGGAAUUAAAAACCGUUUUACUUGUUCAAUAACUCUUUCAAUAAUAUUCAUUUGCAUUCA